This is a messenger RNA of Neoarthrinium moseri, 882 nucleotides long. RefSeq lists its product as uncharacterized. The transcript is spliced from 2 exons. Gene Ontology annotation, cellular component: cytoplasm. The coding region runs from base 1 to 882 and encodes 293 amino acids. The record is from RefSeq and is a predicted model, not a curated record. Lineage: Eukaryota; Fungi; Ascomycota; Sordariomycetes; Amphisphaeriales; Apiosporaceae.
AUGGCCCACGUAGUUGACGACAAGUCCCCGAUAUGCAUCCCCUUCAUCCUGGACCGCCUCCAGGCGCAUAAGGCCAACAACCCCGACAAGCCCUUCAUCAUCGGCAUCAACGGCGUCCAGGGCAUAGGCAAGACGACCCUCGUAAAGGCUCUCGCCACGACCCUGAGGGAACGGGAGGGCCUCCCGACCCUCGUCGUCAGCAUCGACGACUUCUACCUCCGGCACGAGGACCAGCAGGCCUUGGCCGAGGCGCAUCCGGACAAUGCGCUCGUGUCCUGCCGAGGGGAACCAGGCACGCACGACAUGGCCCUCGCCAAGCAGUUCUUCGCGGCCAUCACCAGCGGCCAGCAGGCCAAAAUCCCGCAGUACGACAAGUCGGCGUACUCGGGCCAGGGCGACCGGGUGGCCGAGGCGGCGUGGGAGACGGUCAACGGGCCGGGGCAGGCGCGGGUGCAGGUGGUGAUCUUCGAGGGGUGGUGCGUGGGGUUCCGGGCGCUGGCGGACGGCGAGGUCUCGGCGCGGUGGGCGGGCGCGAGCCGGACGCUGCGGCGGCACCGGCCGGAGCACCUGCGGUUCGUCAACGAGCGGCUGCGCGGCGGCUACGACGACAUCACGCGCCUGUUCGACGCCUUCGUCCACAUCGACGCCGAGGACACCGGCUACGUGUACGACUGGCGGCUGGAGCAGGAGGUCCGCCUGCGGGAGGAGCGCGGCACGGGCAUGACGGACGAGCAGGUCGUCCGCUUCGUCGAUGCCUACUAUCCGGCGUACGAGUUGUUCUCGGACAAGCUCAGGGAGGGGCUGUUCCCCGGGAAGCCCGGGCAGCAGCUGAGACUGGUCGUCGGCAAGGACAGAAAGGUGAAGCAAACCAUCUUCAUUUGA